Misgurnus anguillicaudatus (oriental weatherfish) is the source of this 8320-nucleotide messenger RNA. NCBI's taxonomy places the organism in Eukaryota, Metazoa, Chordata, Actinopteri, Cypriniformes, Cobitidae. The record is from RefSeq and is a predicted model, not a curated record.
UAAAAAUUCUUAAAUUAAGAUGCUUUUUCUUGAUGAGCAAAAAAAAUCUUAAAGAUUUUACUAAAACACUAAAUUCAAGAAAAAUUUGCUUACCCCAUUGGUGGUCACUUAAAUGUGAUAUUUUUGGUCUAAAAACUAGACUUAUUUUCUUGGGUCGCAUCUUGAUUUUAGUAUUUUUAGAUAUUUUUACUGACAACAAAACAAAAAUACUAAGACAUUUUUUUCUUGAAAAUCAUUUUUUGCAGUGUAAGAACCUUUCCCACUUCUUUUUUCCAUUAGAGUAAUGUGAAAUAAUCAAUCUUAUUUUCAAUACUGUGAUGCAAAAAUAAAUAAGGCUUAAUUUUUACUCCACCCAUAUACUGUGUGUGUUACUUUGUAUUUCAGUCAUAAAACUGUCCACAACUGUGUAUUAUUAUGCAGAUGCAUACGUGUGACAGCAAGUGCACGUUACAUAAUAGCAUGUCAGUACCCUGACCUCUCAUAAGGAUGGUAUUUUUGUGAUCUUUCCGUACGCACGUCGAACGAAGGACGCCAAUGCUGAUGUUUACAUCUGGCGUGUUGCCAUGGCGAUCACAAAACCUCUCAUCCUCCGCUGCUCAUAAAAAGUUUGUCAGCAAAAUUUCGUAUGUCAUAAAACGGAACCAAUCAGCCACGAGCCCACUGCUGGGGAUCUUUCUCUACCCUCCCACCCGCCCCAGGCGUGCCCAUUCACAAUUCCCCUCUUUUUCCAUCCAUCUCCGCUGUUCUCCUCUAAUAGCCGCUAUAGAGAGAGUGAUGGUAAGAGAGAGACUGUGAGUGAGAUUCAGGCCUUGCCCACGCAAAGAAGUGGGAGACUGAACCUCUCUCUCUCUCUCGCUCUCUCUCUCUCUCUUUCUCUCUCUCUCUCUCUCUCUCUCUCUCUUACACACACACAUACACAUACAGUCAGUGUAUCAUGCUUGCACUGUGUGGGCUGAGCUGAGCAUUCCUAUCAUAGAGUUAGAGUCUCACUGCCUCCGCUCUCUCUAUCCCUCUCUCUCCUCCUCUAUUUCUCUCUUUCCCUUUCCCUCUAUCUCUCCUCUUUUCUCCCUCUCUUCUUUUUCUUACACAUAUACAUUUAAAUACACACAGUUAAUCACUUUCUUAAACCAGAGACGGAUUGUCAGAGAGGAAGUGGAGAUGGUGUGGAAUGUGUGCCCUGGUUUUAUUGGGCAAAGUUUCCUGGUGAACCAUUUUUCUGGUUGCCAUAGUGAUGGAGCUAGGACUUGGAGAGGUGCAGUGGUACUGGGAAGCAGUGACAGCUCUUAGCAUGUGAAUUCUCACACUGAGAUAUGGAGAUGCACUGAGACAGCGAUGAGGGUUGUGAGGCUGGCGUGUUGAGCAGAACGCACACACACUCACACAGACACACACUCCCAGAGCAUGCCUAUCAGUCCACCUGCCGAAGGCAAACAUGAGGGUCUUGACCGGCUACGGCAACAGCACGCCCCUACCAACGGUAACCACGGAGAUGACAGCAUUCGGGCCUCUCCUGGGACUAAAUCUACCUCCGAACCUAUGGAGGAUCUCCACGGAAACGCAGUUGUCAUCCGCAUCGGAAUCCCUGAUCUGCAACAAACGAAAUGCCUGCGAUUGGACCUUGAAGCUCCAGUAUGGGUUUGUAAACAGCAAGUUCUGGUCACUUUGACACAAAGUCUGACUGAUGUGCUUAACUAUGGCCUCUACCUCCCUGCCUUUAAUGGGCGUGCCGGAAAGUUCCUCGAUGAGGAGAGAUUGCUCAGGGAGUACCCUCUCCCUACGGUCACACCUGUACCAUACUUAGAGUUCCGUUAUAAGAGGCGUGUUUACACUCAGAGCCAUGUAGAUGACAAGCAACUGGCUAAAUUACACACUAAGGCCAAUUUAAAGAAGUUUAUGGAGUAUGUUCAACAGAGGAGUGUGGAGAAAGUCUGCAGAUUUCUUGAGAAAGGGCUGGACCCCAACUUUCAUGAUAGUGAGAGUGGAGAAUCGCCUCUGACUCUCGUGGCCCAGCUGGACUCGUGUGCUGAUCUGAUCAAGGUGUUGAGGAGCGGUGGAGCCCACCUGGACUUCAGAACCAGAGAUGGCCUGACUGCACUUCACAAAGCGGCCCAAACACACAACCAUGUAGCAUUGACUACAUUGUUGGAUCUGGGGGCAUCUCCGGACUAUAAAGACAGUCGUGGGCUUACCCCCCUUUAUCACAGCGCGAUGGUCGGGGGAGAUCCGUACUGCUGUGAGCUGCUGCUGUACGAUCACGCCCAGCUGGGCUACAGCGACGAGAAUGGCUGGCAGGAGAUCCAUCAGGCAUGUCGUCAUGGAAACGUGCAGCACCUUGAGCACCUGUUAUUUUAUGGAGCGGAGAUGAGUGCUCAGAAUGCCUCAGGAAACACAGCACUACACCUGUGUGCCCUCUACAAUCAGGAAGGCUGUGCUAGAGUUCUCCUAUUUCGAGGAGCAAAUAAAGAAAUUAAGAACUACAACAACCAAACAGCAUUUCAGGUUGCCAUCAUCGCAGGGAACUUUGAUCUGGCAGAAAUCAUCAAGAUUCAUAAAACCUCAGAUGUUGUGCCUUUCAGGGAGACCCCCUCAUACUCGUCUCGACGUCGUACGGUCUGCGUGUCCCCACGCCGCUCUUUGAUGCGAUCGGCUAGCGAUAACGCUCUGGAUGAGAGUCUGCCCGCCCCGUCUCCAGCCCCCUCUCUUCGCAGUCUCCCCCCUCUGGAGCCCGAUGACAACGUCCCCACCCAGCGCAGCCCCCAAGCUGCUCAUACACACACCCGGAGCCUCAGGAGACACGCUCGCGGACACCUCAGCCCUGGAAGUCCCGUCCAAAGAGAGCCGAGUCCUCCUGCUGUUUCUCGGGGGCCAAAGCGACGGCUCUACAGUGCGGUGCCCGGCCGUACCUUCAUUGCCGUCAGCUCCCACUCCCCACAGGGCGAGGGUGAGAUCACAUUGAACCGUGGAGAGAGGGUCAAAGUGUUAAGCAUAGGUGAGGGAGGAUUCUGGGAAGGAUCGGUUAAAGGACGAACUGGCUGGUUUCCUGCGCACUGUGUAGAGGAGGUCCAGAUGAGACAGUAUGACCCUCGACUUGAGACGAGGGAGGAUCGCACCAAGAGACUUUUCAGGCACUAUACUGUUGGCUCCUAUGACAACUAUACCUCCUACAGCGAUUAUGUUAUUGAAGAAAAAAGUGCAACGUUGCAGAAAAGAGACAGUGAAGGAUUUGGCUUUGUGCUUCGGGGAGCUAAAGCCGAGACGCCUAUUGAAGAGUUCACACCUACACCUGCGUUUCCUGCACUGCAAUAUCUGGAAUCAGUGGACCUCGAGGGAGUGGCAUGGAGGGCAGGAUUGAGGACAGGGGAUUUUCUUAUAGAGGUGAAUGGGGUGAGUGUUGUAAAAGUGGGACACAGGCAGGUGGUGUCUCUUAUUCGGCAGGGUGGGAGUCGGCUCAUAAUGAAGGUGGUGUCUGUCACGCGCAAACCUGAAACAGGAGAUGUGAUCCGCAAAAAAGCCCCCCCACCUCCCAAGAGAGACCCGAGCACCAGCCUGACCCUACGCUCCAAAAGCAUGACCGCAGAACUGGAGGAACUGGCGUCGAGGAGAAGGAGGGGAGAGAAGCUGGAUGAGAUGUUAAGUUCGCCUAAAGAACCUGUUGUAGUGAUGAGGCCUCGCCCCCCGGAUUCAGAUUCCAGAGCAGCCACUGUGAAACAGAGACCAACGAGUCGUCGCAUCACACAGGCUGAGAUCAGUUCCUUGUUAGAGAGACAGGGUUUGCCAUUAAAUGCAGGAGUGUCCUGGGGUGUGGACAAAAGUCACAUACAGCUGCCUCGUGGGAUGUCCAGAACCAAGUCAUUUGGUGCCCCUGAAGACGAAAGAAUUUCUGCCUUGAUUGGAGAGCAUCGCUUCCCUAGAAGUUCCUCAAUGACUGACAGCUUUAGACAAGACAGUAUUCCACCCCCUCCGCAAACAGCUCCUCCACCACCUCCAACUCCCUACUUUCUUGAUUCAGGGCCACCUCCUUCCUUUCUUCCACCUCCGCCUCCCUCUCGUGCUGCUAACCAGAACAGAUCUAGCUUCCGCCCGGGGGCGGAGCCUAAGCUUCAUGGCCCAGUCACAACUGAUCGUCAACGUAAAACCCGAUCCAUGAUUAUUCUCCAGGACACCACCCACCUGCCAGUGGAGCCUGCCCCUAUAGUAAGGCCACAAACGCCUACCUCUGGAGCUGUUCCUCCUGAACGUGGCCGUAGGCGUGGGCCACCGGUGGAGAAUCCAUAUGCUAAUGUAGGUCGUCUAAGUGCUGUCUAUACUCCAACCAAGCCUCAACGUAGAAAGAGCCCACUAGUCAAGCAAGGACCGGUUGAGGAAGGAGCAGGUAAUCAGACUAGUAGAGACCCUUCUCCUUUGGGAGGGUCAAGGAUUCCACACAGCACUAGAGCAGAGCAGUUCCAACAGCAGGUUCUCUCGGAACGAGCCAGGAUCACACCCCCUGGGGCUCGACGCAGACCCAGCGUUUUUCUGUCCGUAGAAGGUGCUGGAACAGAACCACAGACAACUCCAUUACUUUCUCAGUCCCAUUCAGUGGAUGAAUUGGCUGAGUUGCCUCCACCUGCACCUAUGCUUUCUCCUGGCCCACCACCAGGUGGCACCACUUUUAUACAUCCUCUAACAGGUCGACCGUUGGAUCCCUCCUCUCCAUUAGCACUUGCACUGGCUGCACGGGAACGGGCUCUUAGUGGUCGGAAUACACCAACUCCUACACCUUCACCCACACCUUCUCCUACUCAAGGCCGAGCAGUGGAGAGGCCAGAAACAGAGGGUGGAGCAACACCCCCUGCUCCUCUUGAGGUUCCUCCUUCAAAUUCAUGGAGAGAGGAACCUGUCAGUAUCACAGAUACAGCUAGCCAGAUGACAAGCGGUAGCCCUGGAUCUGGACGAAGCUUGGAAGAGGCAUCAGUGCCAUCGAAUGUGCAAGGUGUCCAGCCUACACUAAUGGAUACAGAGCAUAGCCAACCAGCAGUCCCACCCACAUUGCCCUCCCCUGCUCCGACCCUCUCAAAUCUAACUGCACGAAGUCUGACUAUGAGCUCGGAGGAGGAUGCAGAGCCCUACACAGUGACUCUGCCCCCUGCCCUGCUCUCCUCAAGCGAUGAGGAAACAAGAGAGGAGCUUCGAAAGAUAGGCCUUGUGCCACCCCCUCAACCCUUUGCGAAUGGCCUUCUAAGCAAAGAAACACCCAAAUCCACUUUAAGCAUAUCACCUAGUGGAUCACGACCAUCUAUAGCCAAGACUUCCUCUGGUAAAGCAAGUGAUUCAGCAGCGGACUCUGGGGUAGAAGACCCUCAUAUGGAGACCACAAGUACUGUUUCUACAGUCUCCAGCAUGUCCACUUUGUCUUCAGAGAGCACAGAUUCCGCACAUGCAAGCAAACCACGUUGCGGGGUGGGUCGUGGUCGCCCCGCUCAUCUCAGGGACCCACUGCUUAAACAGUCAUCAGACAGUGAGCUGCUUCCACACCCACCCAGUACAGGCCCUACUCGUCCACGCUACCUAUUCCAAAGACGCUCCAAACUCUGGGGGGAGGAGCCCCGGACCCAAGUGGGUGGGGCUGAUGAAAGUCGGCCUGCUGCUAUGGGGGCAGAGUUAUUAAGCAAGGACAGUCAUUCACUGGGGGAGGAGCCACCACUGGGAGCGCCACUUGAUCCUGGCAGAAGGUCACCUGUGGGAGGGGCUAGAUGUGAGGAGAAUGGAGGAGAAAGUAAAUCACUCUUUAGUAGUUUAGGGGAGCUUCACACCAUUUCCCAGAGGAGUUACGGCACCACCUUUACGAUCCGGCCUGGGAGCCGAUACCCUGUGACCCGUAGGACUCCAAGCCCCGGAGCCACCCCUGAACGGAGUGAACCGCUGGGCCCCGUUCGUACUUUUGGACCUCAUCACCACCAUCACACUAUCCUCAAGUCCUCUAGCCUGAGCCUGCCCCAGGAGCCCAAGGAGGUGCGUUUCGUCAUGAGGAGCGCUAGUGCACGAGCACGCAGCCGGUCUCCAUCACCUUCCCCGUGCGCUUCCCCUUGCCCCUCACCAGUACUUGGGGCCCCUCUUCUGGCCCUGCGACCAUUUAGACAGCGCCCCCUAGCUCUGUGGAGUAAGUAUGAUGUAGGAGAAUGGCUAGAGAGUGUAGGACUAGGGGAACACCGUGCACGGUUUUUGGAACAUGAGAUUGAAGGUGCACACUUGCCCGCCCUCACCAAGGACGAUUUGGCUGAGUUAGGAGUGACUCGUGUGGGACACAGAAUGAACAUUGAACGUGCACUAAAGCAGCUGCUAGAGAGUUGAGGAGAGCGAAAAUACAGGAAAUAGUUCAACACCCUAUCACUAAAUAAUUUAAAUUGUUUUAUAACAAAAUUAAAAACAUUUAUUUGUCAAUUUAAUCAUACAUUCACACACACCUAGGUGAAAAGCGCACUAAACGCACUAAACUCCGCCCCCACUCUUAUAGGAAAUAGCCCUCACAGGCUCACACAAUACUCAUGCACCCUUGAUAUUACAUUCACAAAUUUGAUCUUCACAUUCAUCACUUGUUUUUUUACUUUUUCAACUACUAAGAGAAAAAUGUACAUGCUGGAAAAGAGCACGGACCCAUUGCACAAUAUGAUAUUACUAUAAGAAUCUAAAGAAUAACAUUACCUGGCCAUGUUUUUUAAAUGGGGUUUCUGCACAAUAACAAACUAAAUAACCAGCAAGCAGCCAUUUCUUUUACAGUAUGUGCCAUGUUUUACAAAUCAAACUACAAUAAUGAAGGUGUGGGACAACAUUACAGCCGAUAUUGCACUGUCAAAGGAAGUAUAAGGAUAUCUGCAAUGUCUGGAUUUGCAUGGAUUAUACGUGUUUCCAAGAUAGACGUCUGCAAUCUAGAAAUCAGAAUUCACUUGGGAGCAAAAGGAUUAAGAAUGGAAAGCUCUUCUGUAAAGGAUGCCAAUGCUUCCAAGUGCCCAGAAUAUACAGUAUUUUCAUUAACCAUCUUGCAACUGAAAAUUAGAAAGCCAUGCUAAUGGUAUUAAGAUGUAUUGCGUGACUGGACUUGUCCAAGUAAGAAAGGAUCUGACAAUCUGCCCUAAACCAGGAGAAAAAAACUUCUCCCAAUACAAUACAAGUGUGGCCUUGAGGUAAUACUGCCGCCAUCUAAAAUUUGUUAAAGAUAGAUAUUUUCACUCACUACAUUCGAUUUUAUAUGUAUAUGAUAUAUAUAUGGAAUUAUUUAUUCAAAAAGGAAAUGAGAAUAAUGUGAGAUUUGUCUUAUGCCCUGUGAGUUUUUCAUAUCUCUUUAUUUUUAUCAUGAUACCCUAACAUUAACACAGUUAUUCUUUUUUUGCACAUAGUACAACUUGUGAUUUGUGAGUUAUAAACACACAUCUUUGGACUAGUUCCCUUUUUUAUUUUAAUUUCAGACAGACCUUUGACUUUUGUCUGUUAUGAAAAAAUGCUCAGUAAGACUAUAUGUAGAAUGUAGUUUUGUUUAAAAUUAAGAUUUAAAAUAUUAUGUAUACAUUUAUUUGUUACUUUUUGUAUUUGAUAAAUGAGCAGUCAGUCAUUUCAUGCCGAUCAAAUUGUGAAUUUACCAAGACAAUGUUUCUUUGCCAUGAUCUAUUUGGUUCUGUAUUGUGCAUUUACUCAUUUGAAAUUUAAUGCUUCUCAAAGCUUUUAGUUUAGAAGAAUAUGAGCAGAAUAUAUGCUACCUAAGGGCUUUUUAUCAAAGUUUAUAAGUAUUCACAAUUGUGUCUAAAAAUCUCUUAGUGCAGACUGCUAAGGUGGCAAAAUUGCCUAAUCCCCAGUUUUUUUUGACAUAUUGCAGUUACUGCUUUUGGGCCCUUAACCCCCAUCUGGGGAAGCACAUGUAAUUAUUUUCCCAAAAUCCUUAUAGUAGAACCAAAUUGCUUUGCCAAAGCAUCUGAACUGUGAAUAUAUACAUUUAUUUUUCAAUUCUCUCUCCUGAUAAUCAAACGUUAGGUUAUAUUGUGCAUCAUUACACAAUGAUCAGGUAACUAGCUUGACUUGUAUGUUUCACUCUGUAAGCUGGAAAAGUCGGAGUUCGUGUGGUUUACGCAUUUAUAGCCAACAGUCAAAUUCUGCCAUCAGAGGAAAAAUCCUCAAAUGCGUGUCUCCUCCAGUCGGUAAAUUUGCACAAAGAUGUGGGUGCUACUGUUUAUAAGCCAUCUGCAUAAACAUUUCCCUUAUCUGAAUCCAAACAUCUUCAGUUCAACCUUUUCUCAUUCACACUCACACCCUAGUAGUACAUCAUGAAAUAUUGGUGUAAGAGGCUUUUAGA